GCCCAGCCCGGGCGAGCGGCCGCCACCUGCCCGGUCCGCCUCCGCCCGCCCCGCCGCGGCCCAACUUGGAUGGAGUUGGGGUCCUGAGCGCCUGCACCCCGCAGCCCGCCAGCGCAGAGCCGCGCGCCGCCUCUUCGGCCCGAGACCCCCUCUCCGCUCCUCUCGCGAUGGGAAAAGUUGGCGCCAGUGGCGGCUCCCCAGCCCGGCUGAGCGUGCUCCUCGCCGGCGCGGGGCUCUUGAUCCUCUGCGCUCCAGGCGUCUGCGGUGGCAGAUCCUGCUACCCCCCCGCGCACCCCAGCUCGACCCCGCGCUCGGCACCGACUCCAGGGGACUUUCUUCACCAGAGGCAGCCAGGCAAGGCUCCUGACACUCCCCUACCCCUCAUAGUGCGCCCCCUAUUCGCAGUGGCCCCCGGGGACCGAGCACUGUCCCUAGAGCGGGCCCGGGGCACUGGGGCUUCCGUGGUGGCGGCCGCUGCCCGCUCCGGCCGGAGGAGACGCAGCGGAGCGGAUCCGGACAAGGCAGAACCGGGAGAGGGCACGAGUAGGAGCCCGCGGGGAAUGCUAAGGGAUGCGGGGCACAAGGAGCCUGGGACUCGCGAGCGGGACCCGGACAAAGCCACUCGCUUCCGGAUGGAGGAGCUGAAACUGACCAGCACCACGUUUGCGCUCACGGGAGACUCAGCACACAACCAAGCCAUGGUCCAUUGGUCUGGCCACAACAGCAGCGUGAUUCUCAUUUUGACAAAGCUCUAUGACUAUAACCUGGGGAGCAUCACAGAGAGCUCACUUUGGAGGUCAACUGAUUAUGGAACAACAUAUGAGAAGCUGAAUGAUAAAGUUGGUUUGAAAACAAUUUUGAGCUAUCUCUAUGUGUGUCCUACCAACAAGCGUAAGAUUAUGUUACUCACAGAUCCAGAGAUUGAAAGCAGUUUAUUGAUCAGCUCAGAUGAAGGGGCAACUUAUCAAAAGUACCGGCUGAACUUCUACAUCCAAAGCUUGCUUUUUCACCCCAAGCAAGAGGACUGGAUUCUGGCGUACAGUCAAGACCAAAAGUUAUACAGCUCUUCUGAAUUUGGUAGAAGGUGGCAGCUUAUCCAGGAAGGAGUUGUACCAAACAGGUUCUACUGGUCUGUGAUGGGGUCAAACAAGGAACCAGACCUUGUGCAUCUCGAGGCUAGAACUGUGGAUGGUCAUUCACAUUACCUAACUUGCCGAAUGCAGAACUGUACGGAGGCCAACAAAAAUAAACCUUUUCCAGGCCACAUUGACCCAGAUUCUUUGAUUGUCCAAGAUGAUUAUGUGUUUGUUCAGCUGACAUCAGGUGGACGACCACAUUACUACGUAUCCUACCGAAGGAAUGCAUUUGCCCAGAUGAAACUUCCGAAAUAUGCUUUGCCCAAGGACAUGCAUGUCAUCAGCACAGAUGAGAACCAAGUGUUCACAGCCGUCCAAGAAUGGAACCAGAACGACACAUACAACCUCUACAUCUCAGACACACGUGGUGUAUACUUCACCCUGGCCUUGGAGAAUGUCCAGAGCAGCAGAGGCCCUGAGGGCAAUGUCAUGAUUGACCUCUAUGAGGUAGCAGGGAUAAAGGGAAUGUUCUUGGCUAACAAGAAGAUUGACAACCAAGUGAAGACUUUUAUCACAUAUAACAAAGGCAGAGACUGGCGUUUACUGCAGGCACCAGACACAGAUCUGAGGGGGGACUCCGUGCACUGCUUGCUG
Messenger RNA from Carlito syrichta (Philippine tarsier), 1730 nucleotides. Its product is annotated as VPS10 domain-containing receptor SorCS1. Gene Ontology annotation, biological process: post-Golgi vesicle-mediated transport. NCBI's taxonomy places the organism in Eukaryota, Metazoa, Chordata, Mammalia, Primates, Tarsiidae. Gene Ontology annotation, cellular component: Golgi apparatus; membrane. Gene Ontology annotation, molecular function: protein binding. The transcript is spliced from 10 exons. The record is from RefSeq and is a predicted model, not a curated record. The annotation marks the transcript as partial.